AUGUUAUCAUUUUGAAUAUCAAUGGCAGAGGAAUGCCGAGGAUCCAGUAUUAAUGGGACAAUAAAUGCGAACCACAAAGGUUUUUUUUUUUUUUUUAAUGGCGGCAGGGAUGUGGGCUCGCUUUACUGCUGCCAGCUCGUAAACACAUUCACACCUCUCUUUCAUUUAAAUGCGGGAUAAGUUAUAGCACAUUAUUGAAAAAAAAAAAAAAUCCAGUCGACAACAACCUGCAUUUGAAUGCUGUCUGGCAGAGCCGAGGCCAAUCCACAAACCAGCAGAGGUUUAAAAAGCACAAAUAAAAGAGAGAGAGAGAGAGAGAGGGCAGUUUCUGAAGCUGUUAGAACACAGCAACUCUGUUUAUUUUCACGGACCUAACAGUGGCAGUUAUUAUUAGUAUUAUCAUAUUUAUCACAAAGGCCUAAGAGAAAUCAAAUCUCAAAGUAAAAAUAUUGUUUAACGUUAAAGUUAAAUUAAAUUAAAAAAAAAGAAAAGAAAAAGAAAAAAUCACAUAAUCCAGAGCCUCCAAUUAGACGUAGAUCUAUUGAAUCAGGUCUUGUCCACAUCUGAAUAACAAUUAAAUCUGUUCCCACAUUUACUUCAGGACAAAUUAAAAAAACAAACCAAAACGCGCUUCAUCUCUCUGCUCGUGUUCUCCUCUGCGCAGCGCUUUGCCCACCGAGAGGAAAAACCCUCUCCAAGCUGAUGGUCUCUCCAAGAUUACCCUAUCAGGUGCAAACCGCUGACAUGUUUCCUCCCACCAACAACAAAAAAGCCUCUCUGUGCCCAAAUCUCAAGCCGCAGACGCACAAACACCACUGACAGGCACUGCUGCGCCAUCAUCAGCCCCCAAACCUCUCCAGGGAUCCGCCGUUGCUGCUGCUGCUGCUGCGAUUUCCACACUACUUUCUUUUUGAGAAAACAUAACUUUCUUGUUGUAUGUCUGGAUGAGUUUGUUUGGCCACUUUUAGGGCGUUAGAUUAUCCAUCGCUUUCCCCUUUUUCCCCACUGCAGCACUUAGGUAGAAUAAAAUGACCCAUGCAAGGUGUAGAAAUCCCCCGCAGGUACGGACGGAUUUGAGGAGCUUGUGAUCUCUGGAGCAGCAGGACUGGGAUUGUGGAGAAACUUUAAAGGUGCGCAAAACUCGGAGGAUAACUUUUUGAGGGAGGGGAUUUUUUUUGUAUUUUCUUUUUUUUUUUUUUUUUUUUGGAGAGGUUGAAUUCUGAAUGCUUUCCACGCUUGGAACCGAUUUACGGAGACGUUGUGGGAUUUCGGGGAGCGGAGGAGACUGAUCCGAGAAAAAAAAGAAAACAAUCUUCUGGAUAAUUCCCCCUCAACAAGGAAGCACCUAAUGUUGCACCCUGUGACUCUGCUGCUGCUCUCCAGUGAUCCAUCCUUACACUGUGAUUCAAUCUCCUACUUACCCCCGGAGUUGUGUGCGUAAAGGACGCACAGGGAAGCGAAAGCGAGAGAGAGGGGGGCGAUUUCGCCAACCUUUCCUGGGGCUCUAAAUCUGUGGAAGCAGGUGUAUUUCAGGUGUAUUUCUGCAAGUCAAGAUGUCUCUGCUGCCUUCGAGGUUCAUAUACGUGUGUUUACAUUUUCUGGUACUCUAUUUCCAGCUACAGUCUGUGGAGUCCCAGCAGAGCUCUGCUGAUUUCAGGUUUUACAUCGAGAACCACACAAGGAACCCAGACGACCUGAGCCGGAAGCAGGUCCGGAUCUAUCAGCUCUACAGCAAAACCACAGGGAAACAUGUACAGAUCUUGGGGAAGAAAAUUAACGCCAAUGGAGAUGAUGGGGACAAGAAUGCUCUUCUUGUCGUCGAGACAGAAACCUUCGGGAGCCACAUUCGAAUAAAAGGAAAAGAGAGCGAACAUUACAUUUGUAUGACUGAGAAAGGCAAAAUAGUUGGAAGGCCCGAUGGAAGGAAGCAGGAGUGCGUCUUUGUCGAGGAAUUCCUAGAGAACAAUUACACGGCUCUUGUGUCGGCCAAGUACAAAGAAUGGUACCUCGGCUUCAACAGUAAGGGUCGGCCCAAGAAAGGCUCGAAGACCACGCAGAGGCAACAGGAAGCCCACUUCAUGAAGCGCCCGCCAAAGGGCAGGUUGGACCCUCUGGAGGAGUUUCGUUUCACCACAGUAACUAAGCGGACACGAAGGGCUCGGCGAUUAAAACCCAACUCCAAGAGGAACUGAUAGGACCAAUGGGACAGCACUAAUUUUCCUCAGGGAAAAAAAAAAACUGUAUCUGAAAAUCUCAAGCUUCUUGUCUUAAAAGAAUCACCUUAAAGACGCCACUUCUGUAAAAGAAAGAGACAAAAAGAACAAAAAAAAGUCAAAGAUGUUUUAUUUUUGUAUUUCAGGAUGACUGAAUAUUUCCUAACUCUUGGAUUCUUCUGGGUUGAUGUCAUUGUGCUAACGUGUCUGUCAUGUUAUUUAUACUGGAUAAACUAAAGGACCUCUGAGAGAAUUCCUGUCGCCGUCGUCCUCAGCUACUUUUGAACUGCAAGCUGAAGGCAUGCUUUCUUUUUUGACAAUGGGGUCUGAAGCAGGAGCUGACGCAAUGUUAUAAAAAUCAGCCAACUAGAGAUUCAUUGGAAUACCUGUCAGUUUUUGUUUGUGUUUCCCCUGACAACGCGGAUCCCAUACUUUCCACUGGAAUCAGACACCAUGGAGAUGAAACGAAGAGAGGUGGCAGUCGCAGGUGACACUGUGCUGCCGGGAUAACUGUGUAGCUUUGAGUGCAAUAUUUUACAGGUCUCUCUCUUUCUCUUCCUCUUUUUUUUCCAUACGUCUCUCAACCUCAGCUUCACUCGUGGCUCCUGGAAUGCGCUGAACCUCUGAGUGCUACGUGUGAUUUCCUUGACAUUUCCAUGCAGCCUGUGAUUCAGCUAAAACACGACAUGCUUUGACUAGUCAGGCACCAGCCAUGGCUUUAGUCUUGUUAAAACACUAAAAAACACAGAGAAUACAAACAAAAAUAUUACAGUUGAUGUGAUUCAUAAUUCCGCGAAGUCUUCCAACUUCAUCCCAUUUGGGAGAUGGAUGUUAAUCCCUUUCGUCUCCUCUUGGACUCGUUUUUUUAACAGCUCUUUCUUACAUGUGUUAAAGUUUUUCCAGAAAAGGAUGCCUUGAUUCCUUCAGUGUGAGCUAGCUAAUAUUUGGGGGUUGGUGAUGAAGACUUCCUCUGCCUCCUUGUUCUUUUUGUUUAUCCUUACCUAGUCUGGAUGUCUGUGUUCAGUUAAUCUCAAGAACCUUUCAGACCUUCAGUUUUUCCCCUUCCAAAAUCAUCUUUUGACUGUGAGCUCAUCUUCACUCCUUUAACUCGCACUGAAUGAAAGUCUCAAAGAUGCUUUUGGGAAAAGCUAAUCCCCGUGCUUGUUUGUUAGAUCAGUGAUCCACAGACGGGAGUACUGUAGCUCCGACCAAUCCUGAUCACUUCAUAAAUCCACAUUUGACAAUUAAGACUUUUCCUCAGAUGACCAACUCAUCCAGGAUUCUGGGAACAUUUUCAGAGUUUGUGUGUGAAUCUGAAAUGGAAAAGUCUGUGCUUCUGUCCUCUCUUCUCUCACUGACGACAAACUCCAGCCCCUUUUCACCAGUAGUGUGUAUUCACCUGUCUGCUGGCAGGUUUUUGUAUGAGUUGCUACUAACAACAUGACACAUUUAUGAUUUUUUUAAACAAAAUGUAAGCAAAAAUAAUUUUAUGACUAUUAUUAAGAUAUUUAUUGCCUCCCUUUGUAAAUAAAAUGUGAUGAGUUUUAUUUGGCCUCUGUUAAUAA
Larimichthys crocea (large yellow croaker) is the source of this 3778-nucleotide messenger RNA. It is a transcript of the gene fgf24, whose product is annotated as fibroblast growth factor 24. The record is from RefSeq and is a predicted model, not a curated record. Gene Ontology annotation, molecular function: growth factor activity. NCBI's taxonomy places the organism in Eukaryota, Metazoa, Chordata, Actinopteri, Sciaenidae. The transcript has 5 exons. The coding region runs from base 1554 to 2192 and encodes 212 amino acids.